This is a messenger RNA of Colletotrichum abscissum, 1014 nucleotides long. RefSeq lists its product as uncharacterized. Bases 1 to 1014 code for a protein of 337 amino acids. Gene Ontology annotation, molecular function: methyltransferase activity. The transcript is spliced from 10 exons. NCBI's taxonomy places the organism in Eukaryota, Fungi, Ascomycota, Sordariomycetes, Glomerellales, Glomerellaceae. The record is from RefSeq and is a predicted model, not a curated record.
AUGGCUGAGAUCACCCACGAGGUUGUGAUCGUGCCAGGAGAUGAGGCUUCUGAACACGAUGUGUCGGAUCUCGAGAGCAUCGCGUCCUCGAGCACAAGCAUCACCGCAUCUAUCCUCGACUACCGCAUCGAGAAUGGCAGAACCUAUCAUCGAUACAAGGACGGCAAAUACAUCUUUCCCAACGACGCAAGAGAGAGUGACAGAUUAGAUCAACAACAUGAGAUCUUCAUCUACACUCUCGAUGGCAAACUCGGCCUCGCCCCUCCCUGCAAGCCGGACUCUAAAGUGGGCCGCGUUCUCGAUGUCGGGACUGGGACCGGGGUCUGGGCCGUUGAUUUCGGAGACUUGCAUCCCGAAUCUGAGAUUCUGGGCAUCGAUCUCUCUGCUCCUCAGCAGGAAUUUGUGCCUCCCAAUGUGAGGUUCGAGAUAGACGAUAUCGAAGAAGAGUGGACGUACUCGGAACCAUUCAACUACAUCCACAGCCGCUUUAUGAACGCCAGCGUUGCAAAUUGGAAAGAAUACCUCAAAAAAUGCUACGACAACAUUGCACCAGGCGGGUACCUUGAACUUCUCGAAAAUCAAGUCGACCCCGUAUCUGACGACAAUACCCUUCCGAAAGACUCUUCGAUACACGAGUACGUCAACCUCAUCCGUUCUGGGUCCGAAAAGAUGGGCCGUGUGUUCGUCGACGUAUCUACCCUUAAAAGUCUUGUUGUUGAGGCUGGAUUUGUCGACGUCGAGCUACGGAUUUUCAAGUGGCCUAUGAACAGCUGGCCCGAAGAUGAAAAAUACAAAAAACUCGGCCUCUGGUGCUACGAGAACUUCUCCAGCAAUCUCGAAGCCGUGUGUAUGGCGCUUCUCACCCGUGUCCACUGCUGGACCCGCGACGAAGUCAAUGUGUUUCUCGUCGAUGUCCGCAAAGAUUUGAAGAAUAGAAGCUAUCACGCCUACUUUCCCAUCUACUCAGUUAUUGGCCGUAAGGCCGAGAAGGAAGAGGCCGCAACUUCUGCUUAG